Molecule: messenger RNA, 660 nt
Organism: Phaeodactylum tricornutum CCAP 1055/1
Lineage: Eukaryota; Bacillariophyta; Bacillariophyceae; Surirellales; Neidiaceae
Exons: 1
Biological process (GO): tRNA processing
Source: RefSeq, a predicted model, not a curated record
AAAAGAGAGAAGAGCAAACACAUCAAACCCCCGCCAAAAAUGAUGCGAUUGGUGACGCAAGCUGUCAUGCAGUGGGAGAUGCUAGAAGAGGGCGAUCGAUUAUUGCUUGGUUUAUCGGGAGGAAAGGAUUCAUUAAGCCUCCUGCAUUGCCUGCUCGAGUUUCAAAAGAAACUUCCUAUCAAAUUUGAAAUCGAGGUUUGUACAAUUGACCCAAUGACUCCGUCAUUCGAUCCCUCGCCGCUGAUACCUUAUAUCAACACUCUCGGGUUGAAGUACCACUUCAUCAAAGAUAACAUCGUAUCUCGGGCAAGUUCGUCCGGUAAAGAUGGGAAAGUUGUUUCGUCGCUAUGUGCCUACUGUGCUCGGAUGAAACGUGGCAAUCUAUACGCUUGCGCACGUCGCAACAACUGCAACAAACUCGUGCUUGCUCAGCAUUUAGAUGAUUGUGCUGAAUCAUUCAUGAUGAGUGUAAUGCAUAAUGGCUUCCUUCGGACAAUGAAAGCAAACUAUCAAAUCAAUGCCGGAGGCAUUUCAGUAAUCCGCCCUCUUGCGUACUGCCGCGAAAGUCUUAUGACAGAAUUUGCGAGAUCUGCGAAUCUCCCAGUUAUAAAUGAAAAUUGUCCUGCAUGCUUUGAAGAGCCGAAAGAACGUGCUAGAAUC